This is a messenger RNA of Entrophospora sp. SA101, 263 nucleotides long. NCBI's taxonomy places the organism in Eukaryota, Fungi, Glomeromycota, Glomeromycetes, Entrophosporales, Entrophosporaceae. The record is from the annotation of a GenBank genome assembly.
CAAUUAAAGCUGUUUUUCAUUCACCUUGGUUACCUAAUUGGCUUCGAUGGGAAAACAAUGUUCUUACUGGCACACCCGAUAUGAAUUCUCAAAGUUGCGAAAUCACUGCAGUUGCCAAUUAUUAUCAUGGUGAUACUGUAUAUAAACUUGAAAAGUCAUUUUAUAUUACUGUUGCUGCUCAUAUUGAACCAUCAGAACAUCAUGAUUUAAAUCCCAUGGCAAUGGCAGAUUAUCAAUUGCAGUCACAUCUUUCUCAACAAUAA